Trichogramma pretiosum is the source of this 9349-nucleotide messenger RNA. RefSeq names its product protein enabled-like. The record is from RefSeq and is a predicted model, not a curated record. Lineage: Eukaryota; Metazoa; Arthropoda; Insecta; Hymenoptera; Trichogrammatidae. The transcript has 8 exons. Gene Ontology annotation, molecular function: nucleic acid binding; zinc ion binding. The coding region runs from base 465 to 3914 and encodes 1149 amino acids.
CGCAUUCGUCAUCAUUUUUUUUAAUAUUAUUAUAAAACACAUCGAGUGCACGCGCGUCGUCGUCGUCGCCGCCGUUAUAAUAGACCUCACCGAAGCUCACGGUUGUAUAGUACGACGAGGAGGAGGAGGAGGAGGAGAGGAGAGGAGGACAGAGAACGAAAUUAAAAAAGAAGACAGAAGGAAGGAUAAAAAAGAAAUUCAGUGAUUCGCAUUGUUUCAUAGGGGCGAGAGAGAGAUCUCGCUCGGUUCUCAACUCGGCUCGUCUCGCUCGUCGUCGUCGUCGCCAAUUUAUAAUAGGAGUCGACGGGAUCGUCAGUCAGUCAGCAGUAGCAGCAGCAAUAGAAGUAUAUAUCUGCUGCACUCGCAUACACAGACGGACAUAGAGAGACGUAUAUUAUACAUAUACAACAAACACGUACUACACCUUUUCACGCACCACAGUGGUAUCCCAAUGUUGUCUGGCAAUGGUGUGUAAGGAGAACGUGGUAUCAUGGUUUGGAAAUCUGUCCAGUUAUAAGCGCAUAGAUGUGAUGUGCACUCUGCUCAACAUGUGCUUACCAUUUGAAGUGCGGUAUCUGGGGGCUUGCAUAGAAGACCUGGGCAAGCGGGACUACACAACUCUCAGAGAAACUGAGAAUCGUGCCAAUACACCCUCGGAUCUGACUGAUUUGUCAAACAGUGAUCUGAUAGACAAGCAUACGAGGAGAAAAUUGGCUCUGUACAUGGCAUUGCUGCACACCUGCAAUCAUGCGUGCGCAGUCAUCAUGUACAAAAAUUUGUCAAAUUUCGAUCCGGACGAGAUGCUCACCAAAAUGCUCAAUGGGACCAAUUUUUCACGAGAUCACCAGCCCCUGGAAGAGUUACUUUUAAUCUACACCAUGGCUCUCAAUCAUCCAGCUUUCAAUUAUCAACAGAAGAGCACCAUAGCAGACAUCUUUCUCAAAUUGAGGGAGGAAGAGACACGCUUGGGUGUUAACAAAAAUGGGCCUGUAUCAUACAAAACUGUUCAAGGCUGCGUACCUUGUGUAAAUCAAAACGAAUCAGAGCUAGUGGUGACUCAUCCACCGAUGCAAACCAUUCAAGUACUGCACGAGUUUCCCGAAGAGAUGCACAUGCGUAACAGCGCGCUGAUGGCCCAGGGAAUGCCACCGCCGCAGGCCGCAGCCGCAGCAGCGAUCAUGCACCAGCAUCCGGGUGGCGGCAUGGCCGUGCUACCGGUGCCGACCGAGCAGAUCGCGUCGAUGGCAGCAGCAGCAGCACCACCGCCGCCGCCGCCGCCGCCACAGGCCGCGGGUCAGCCGCACUACCUGCCGGUGGGCUACGCCACGAUGGCACCAAUGGCGCCCUGGCCCUUGAUGCCGCACAAUCAUCAGAUCGUCUAUCAGGCGGCCGCCCCGGUGGCGGGGACGGUGACGGCGGCUGCGGGCGAGAUGGUCCCGGCGCCGCCGCCGCCGCCACCACCGACGGCUGCUGCUGCUGCGGCCGCCUACUCGCCACUCGUCAGUCAGCAAUCGUCGCCGACGCACUCGCAGAGCCACAGCCGAAGCAGUUCGCCCACGGUCGCGUUGCAGCAGCGUAACAAGGUCAACGGCCCGCCACCGCCGGCGUCGACGUCGACGGCCACGGGAGUCUCGACAACGCCUACGUCACAGCAGCAGCAACAAUUACAACCGAGAACAUCGACUCAGCCUACCUCGAAUACCGUGACGAUCUCAACCUCUAGUUCUAGUUCAAACGUUCAAACGAACAUCACAAACUCGUCGGCUAUGGGCACGACGACGUCCUCCAUGCCCGUGCUGCCGUCGAUGAGCUCGAACAGGGCGCCACAGUUGCCGCCGUUGAUGCCGUCGAGGCCGCUCGUUCCUUACAAUGGCAGAUACAGCGGCGAGCACAUACCCGCGGUACCGCCGGCGACGAUCGCGUCGACCUCGACGUCGACGCCGACGACGAUGGGCCCGCCGCUGGGCGCUAAAGCUCAACAGGCGCCGCCCAGACUCAAGCCCGCCCUGGCCAGCGAGACGGGAAACAAGGAGAUGCCCAAUUUCAAGGGCAACUUCCAGAACUAUUCUAAGAACGAGAUUCGGAGACUGAGCAACGAAGAUGUAUCGACCGACGGCGUUACGUUUAACGGCCCGAUCGCCAAGAGCCAGACCAAUGGCGUCGACAGCAGCAGCAGUAGUAGUAGCAAUAAAAAUUUCGACGGCCCUAACAGCGUCGUCUCCUCGUCGUCGUUGUCGUCGUCGUCGUCCGCCGACGCGACGUCUCACGAGAUGAGCGAGGUGAUGAACGUCGCUGGCAAUAAUAACGAAAUUGGUUACGUGCGUCGUAAUAAAGCCAUUGCGAAACGUUUACCGAAUUUCCAUUUUCAGACCAUGCCCGUUGUUGAGAGCAGCGUUGGCGAGGCGCUGAACGGUGGCAAAACCUCCGCUGCUGUUGCCGCGAAUAUAGCUGCAGCGGCGGCGGCGGCGGACCCGACGAGCAUGCACAAUUAUCAUCCGCAGACGCAGCAGCAACAGCAACAGCAACAGCAGCAGCAGCACAAUAUGAGGCGAGGUGGUGGCGGCUACGCGAAUCAUAUGGAGCAGCAGCAGCAGCAGCCGGCCCAGAUACAGAUGUUUCACGCGACGCCGACGACGCUGUAUCCAGCGCACAACGCGUGCUACAACUGCUUCACACCGGUGCCCGUCGGGGUUCCGAAUCGCUACACCAAUCGAAGUGGCGCGCAGCAGCACUUUUACUGCUUGACUCAGCUUCAAGGGCUGCGCCUCGAAGAUAAUUGCAAUAGAGUCGAGAAAAAUAAGUAUCACUCGCCAACGACGGAGAGCCCGAGCAGUCAUUCGCCACCGGUCACGCCGCCAGCCACGAAUUGGCAGGAGAACAACAUUCAGGGAAACGUCGAUAUGUCGAUGCAACAGCAACAGCAGCAGCAACAUCAAACAGUUCAUUCCAUUCCGUCGAAUCAGCAACAACAGCAGCAAGUACCACCGGCGCCACCGUCGGGCGUGGAUCGAGGGCGAGGAUCAUCGGUAUCGAGAAAGAAUCAGUCACACAUGAUCGCGCGGCACAAAACGUCGACGACGUCGAGCGGUGGUGGAGCACCCGCACCGCCUCCCACGCAGAUGAUGAACGGGGUCGCGAGCGGUCAGCAGCAGCAGUCCGGCGGCGGAGCGCCCCCGCCGAGCAAUGCGCCGAACGCGGGGGGAGCACCGAUGCAGCCUCCACCGCCGCCGCAGUACGUGACGGGUCCUCCUCCGCCCGCGGGUGGUCCAGGCGCGCCCUCGCCCACCCCGAUGAGUCCGGCUUAUCUGGCGCACACGGGACACUUCACGACUCUGAGGCCCGCUACGACCGGUAUUUAUACGAAUUUCACGCACGCGUACGCGCGACCGGCACCGGGCUACCCGACGCUGGCCUAUCAGCACAACGGCGAGAUGUUGUAUCACUUUCCACCACCCGGAAAUAUCCCACCAGGCGGCCAUCCGGUGACGAACGCGCAGCAACAACAACAACCGCCGCAACAGACGAACGUGCAGCAGACUUCGCCCGGGCAGCAGCAGCAGCAGCAGCAGCAACAGCAGCAGCAACAUCAGCCACCGCCGCAGCAGCAGCAGCAACAGCCACACAUUUUCGUUCCAUCGGUUCCCGUCACGUAUGCUCCAGUUAAUUCCGCGCCGCCAACGAUAAUGCAACAGCAGCAGCAGCAGCAACAACAACGAAAGGAGCCGAUAUCGCCGACACCGAUGUCACAGCCAGUGAGAAUAUCUUGUUACAAUUGUGGGAGUAACGCCCAUUUAGCCCAAGACUGCACCGAGGUGACGAUGGAUACGCUUACGAAACAAGCUACCUACAAAUUAGAUUAUGCGUCGGGGAAGCCGAAAUCGAGUAACGAAAAGAACCAAAGCUCUGACAAGUGAUCCCCCGCUGUGGACCAGCUGGCCCGGUUAGAGUCCUUCUUUGGUUCGGAGAAGGCAGUUGAUUAUGACAGCAAGGCAGUCGCAGUAGUGGCCGCCGCAAUGACAGCAUAAUCAUCCGCAUCGUCCUCUCGUCGUCGUGGUACUACUCUACCCUCCUGCGAUCGACGUUCAUCGCCGCAGCCGAACGAAACGUUUGCAGCGAUCAAUCGCCAUCGUCAAGGAGGUGGCGCCUUUUUCAGCGCCCGACUCGAAUGUUAUUACUGACGAAUUCCGUGAAUUGCAUUGAUGUACGAAAAAAAGGCGCACUUUUACUCCGAGGAUUCGUUUACGGAGUUUGUAUUUAAUUGUUGAAAGCGAAACUCUUUAGUCUUCAUUGAAUGUAUUUAUAUAUGACACAUAAUGUAGAUGCUUAUUCUCUUACGCUAACUAUUCUCAUUUUUUACUAACUUCUCCAACUACUUGAAGAUGAGAGUUUGUGAAAUUGCGAAGCUCGUGAAAUCAUGGUACAAGCAAUUAGUUGUGAAUACUUUUUACCGUGUUCUUAUUUAUACGCGUAUUAAUGAUAUUGACGAUUAUUUAUCAUCGAAUUUUAUUGAUUACUUCAUUAAUUACUGCUAUUAUUAACGUAUAACAAAUAUUCGCGAUACUCGUGUACAAUGGCGUUUAUUGAAGUGUGCACGGUAUGUGAAAACCAGUGAUUAUAAUUUAUUUUUUUUUGUUUAUGCUAAUUAAUUUUUGUGAAUGAAAUCAAUUUAUGCCGGGAAAUGCCGUACGGGUGUAACGAGGCAUUUUCGUAACUAAAUUGUUCGUGGUUGUGUUUGCCGCUAAUGUCCGAUUGAUUCGAAAUGGUUAUGUUGAUUAUUUUUUUGUUGCUAUUUGUUGUGUGUGGAAUCGCGAUCAAUUUAUUUUUUUUACCAGUGAUAUUAAAUUGAGAUUGAAGCUCGUUAAAACGUGUAAUUUGAAAAUUAUUAUAAAAUCAAUUCGUAAAUUUAGCAGAAGACGUGUAUUGACACGAUAAAUGAACUUUCUUGCUGCAAUCAUCAUUAAUGCGUCUUUAACGUGGAGAAUGAAUUUGUUGACCACAUCAAGGCUAUUGAUUUUUUGAAUGAAUUUUUGUACAUACAAUUUUAAAUGAAUGAUCUGAUUUUUCAUAAGUCGGAUGUUUGGAUGAAUUUUUAGCCUCUUACAAUGUACGACACUGUUGAGCGCGAUUUGUUUGCUUUUUCUUUGCAGAGCAAUAAAAAUGACCUGAAAAUCAUAAUGAAUUUGAAAAAAAACGAUAAAUGUUAUAAAUAAAAUGAAAUGAAAAAAAACGUACAUGUGUUAACUGACGAAGCAAUGUAAAAGCUAAUAGAAAUAUUGCGCGCCUUACGUUUAAUUCGUUAAAAAGUGCGCUCAUUGAAUAAAAUGAUAAUUUUGUAAAAUGAUAGUUUUAAUUCUCCGUUUCAAAACUCCAAUUAAAGGUAAAUGGUAAUAUAUAAAUAUGUAUUACUGGCACGACUUCCACCUUUUUUAAAUGUCGCUUAAGAAAAAAAAAUUAAAAAACAUUUUCUACUAUGCUCUUUUGAAAUUAAAGUAAAAAAUUGUUACAUUCAGUACUAUUUUACUAAAAAAGAAAAAUUUGGUGUAUGUUGUACAUGAAUAUUAUUCACACGUUCUAACACAUUAUACACGACUGUAUAUUUUUCAAUUCUUUACUUAUUGAGUAAAACCACAAGUGUUCGAUUAUCUUAUAUAGCUGCCAUUAUCAAACUUCUUUGUGUUUACUGUAAUACGAAUUAAAAAAUGAACGCGACAAGAUUAUGAUAAUAAAUACUUCUAAUUAAGACAUCGCUGAUACAGCAAUUUUUGCAAAGUCUAAGUGUAUAUAUUUGAAUGUCGUAGUUUAAUAUAUUCUGUUUACAAAAAAUUGGUCACCUAAAAAACAACAAAAAUAACAAAAAAAAAGUAUGAAACAAAGAGUCGUCCAUUGGAGAAAUUUUAGUAAUUUUAUACUGAAAGCUUUAUCUUGUUCAACCUCGUCUAUUAUAGCGCAGAGUUUUUUUAAACUAUAUAUAGAAAGGUACAUGAAAAUAAGGCUAAAAUAUUUAUGCUUUUUACAACGUUAUCGAAUCUCGUUGUUAUACUGGAUAAUAUUAUUGUAAACUAUCAUGAACGUAAACAAAUUUUGUAGUAAAAUGUGAAAAGGUAAAUCGUUUUCGCGACUAAGUCAUCGAUUUAAUAGAUAUAGUUUUAUGACAAAAUAAAAUAGGCCCUAAGAUACCUAACAAUUGGUUGUGUACAAAGUUGUAAGUAUAUGGUUCGUUUUUGUGUACGGUAAAACGAGUGAGAGAAUCGAAAAAAGCUCCCUGUGCCGUCAUGUACACAGUUUUUUUAGAGCGAAAUCUCGUCAAUGGCAGCUAGUCAGACAGAUUCACGAUUGUUGAAACAUAAUAAUUAUUUCUUCACAGAUCUUGAAGCUUCUAUCUGUAUUGAGUAAGCUUCGCCAUAGUUGAUCGAUAUUUCUCUUAUAUUUUGAUAAAUGUUAAGAAGCAGAAAUAUCGUUACACUUGCGUAUCCUUGUGAAAAAUUGUAUUUAUUGUAAAAACGAUUUUUGUAUUUCUAUUGAAAAAAUGAGAAAUCUCACGAGACAAAUUGUUUUCUAAUCAUGAGAAUCCAUUUGUGAACUGAUGUAUUUCUACAAAUGUGCACAAACUCGCUCGAAUUUGUUGGGCUAGAAAAAAAAAAUUCCGUUGCUGAUAAGAUUGACUCGAGAGACCAAUUUUCUCUCUAAACAAAAACAAAAUGUUUUGUUAAUAUAAUGAUCUCGAACAUGGCAAUUUGAAUAAUUAGAUGAAAGAAAAAUACAUAUUUAUCGUUAUUUUGUCUGCCGUACAUAGAAAAAUCAUAACUAUUUUUAACAAGAUAUUGGAAAUAAAUAGCAAAAUCACAGGAUGAGUUUGCUCCUCAUGAAAAAUACCAAAUAAUUAAUUGUUAAGCCUACGUGAAUUGUAUAAAAAUUUUACAACUUUAAUUAAAAAAUCUUCACUUAGAGUUGAAUCAAGUACAUUCGACCCGAAGGAAAAUCGUUUCAGUGAUUCAUGACUACUAUACCUCAAUGAAAAACUCGCAGUAAUUAAUCUCAACUAAAUAUUUGUAAUUAGUCUGUGCUUUGUUUAGUAUUCAGUGUAUAUCAAAAUAGUUUUAUCAAUCGUAAGUAUAUUACGUGGGUCUCUCUUCUGUUGAUCGCAACGAUUUUUCUCCAAACAUCUAAUUAAGAUCUUUUAAUAAUUUUCACGAAAGAAUAAAGAAUGUAUAAGCAUGAUCGAUGAUCAUUGAUCAUCUAUAAGUGACCGAUUGCGAGUUAUUAAAAAAAAAUUUCAAGUAUGAACAACGACAUACAUGUAUAUCUCCUGACUUCAUUUUUGAAAGCAUUUAUUAGCGAGUCCGGAAUAAUCAAAAAGAAGCAUAUAACGCUGAUAAUACUCACAAUGUGGAUUUGAGAAUUAAAAAGUUUAAAGCGGCAAAAAUAGAGAAAAGAAAGAAAGUCACAGGCGUGUAUAUUAAACAUAAACAUAUUAUAGAAGUAAAUUCGCGUGCAGCAUCGAUUCGUUUUUGUAAGCAUAAUUGUAAUUGUACAUGUGAAAACGCGCAUAAGAGAUCAACGUACAGAAGCUUAUUUAUUCUAUUUUUGAACUCACUUUUGCAUACGUAAUAAGACUAACGUAGAUUUAUAGAUAAAUAAUUAUCUGAUUCAUCGUUGUGUAUAUGAAUAGAAAUUCGCGAUGGCAAAGCGACUUAUUAUAAAUACGCGUGAAAAUCACACAUUUUACCAUUGCCGUAAAUUCGACGAAAAUCAACUUAUACCUCAUAAUGAUAGACUCGUAAGUAAACAUAAUUAUUCAUUAAAACGAAAAAGCAAAAGUUGAAUCUUUUCCGUGCUGGAGUUUUCCCGAGGUGUUAUAAAAAAAAUCAUCGAGAUAUAUGUUGCACAAGUAAUGAUUUUUUUUUCAAGAGUAUCAACUCAUUGUAUAACCUUUAUGUAUACAAUUGCGCCCUCGAAGUAUCUUGAGAUAUAUUAGUGAAAUUGAUGUUUCGCGCGGGCUCGAAGGUGUGCCCCGGUUCUCCUAUACGCGCACCGAAUAAAUGACUAACGAUGUACUUUGAUAGUAUGUUGCGAAUCGAGAAUGAGAUGAACGUUUUGAAAUAUAUCAGUAGUUUAAAAACAAUCUAAUUGUAAUAAUUGAAAAAAAAAAACAAGAAAAAUCGUCAGAGUUUAUACCGGAAAAUACUCGAUAUUUCUAAAAAAGAAAAUAAUAAUAAUCAAUCCAAUAUUUAGGGUACACACAUCGAUGUAGUUUUUAUUCUCAUCGCGAGUCGUCGUCGUCGUCAAUGCGGGUCGACUAUCGCACGCAAUUGGCGACAAUUGAUUAAUCGAUCGAUUCUUCUAUCCAUAGACUGUGAAAAAAUUUUAUCCUUGUAAAUCUAGCUUCUCAAGCGGAUGAAAAGUCGACCACAAUAAGAUGAAUAUGAAGAAGAAGAAGAAAAAAAAAAUUAUAACGGUAUAAUUGUCACGGUAAAUAUGUUCCUGCUAUUGACGGGUCGCAGGAACAAUUGGUAGUAUCAUUGAAAAAAAAUAAAUAAAGCUCCUCGUGAAUAUCUUCCUAAUUGUUCGAGACAACCAACAAUAAAAUGUCGAUCGUCGGUAACAUUGUCAAAUAGUUAUAAAUUCUUUUUUUUCAUAAAUAAUCAAAUCGAUGCUGUCCAAAAGAGUGCUCAAAUUAAGUGAGAUGUAAGUUAUAUGAUUGUUGAUACAAAAAAUGGAAUUUUAGACUCGCUUUUCAAGCUUUGCUAUUUUAAUUUGCUAUUGGCUUGAUUGUGCCCGAGUUGGAUAAUGUUUAUUUGAUUAAACAAAAUGAUACACGCUCGAGAAAAGAAAAUAUCUCCACAAAUUUCAUGUACUUAUGAUUAAGUUUAUGUUAGAGAAGCAUAUGGCAACGUGUCAUAAAGUAUGCGUUAUUUUGGAAUCUCGAUAAAACGAGAAUUGCCAAAUAGCUAUUUGUAUGUUGUUUUUUUUUCUUACGAUAUGUAUUUUUUAAACGAACGUCAUAGAACGAUUCGAUGUGUUUUUAUUUGCUUGUAUUUAUAAUCAAUCGUGUAAGUGUUACUCAAAGAAGUCGAUCGAUGUGAAAUAAUUUUAUAAUGGAUUACGCGAGCGCUGAAAAAUUUUUUUUUUACACUGCGAUACACAUAAACGCGACAGCGCUCAAAAGUACGAUAUAGAAAAGAGAAAAGAAAAAAUAUAACAGCCGAGUUAUUAAUGCAUAAAUGAAUUUGAUAUUCUCAUCCCAGGACCGUGUACAUUUUUUUUUCCUGAAAACGGUAUAUCCUAGGCGAUACUCGAGCGUACUCGGCUGAGCAGCGAUAUUUGUUGAGAAUAACGUUACUGAGAAAAA